Molecule: messenger RNA, 2794 nt
Organism: Octodon degus (degu)
Lineage: Eukaryota; Metazoa; Chordata; Mammalia; Rodentia; Octodontidae
Gene: Syt8
Product: synaptotagmin 8
Exons: 9
Coding region: 130-1293 (387 amino acids)
Biological process (GO): regulation of dopamine secretion; synaptic vesicle endocytosis; cellular response to calcium ion
Cellular component (GO): synaptic vesicle membrane; dense core granule; axon
Molecular function (GO): calcium-dependent phospholipid binding; calcium ion binding; phosphatidylserine binding
Source: RefSeq, a predicted model, not a curated record
UAGAGGCAGAACAAGUGCCAGGCUACAGCUCCAGGUUCGGAGUGGGACGGACUUCCUGGUGGCCAGGGUCUGAGAGGAAGGCCUGAGGUGGGCUGGCCAUAGAAGCCGUGGGCGUCAGCCAGCAGGAAGAUGGGUCGUCCACCAGAUCCCCACAGCACCCCAAUCCCUGCUGGCACCACGGCCAUGCCUGGCCUCAUUCCAGACCUCGUCGCCAAGAUCCCCUGGCCCCACUGGGCACUCAUUGUCGCUGCUCUUGCUGCUGGCAUCCUUGCUGUUUCCUGUCUGUUCUGUGCCAUCUGUUGCUGUUGCCAACGCCGCCGUCGUAGGAAGAAGCUCCAGAACAAGGAGGUUAUGAAUCUGGGCACUGCCCGUAGCAGCACCACCACCCACCUGGUGCAGCCAGACAUGGAGAACUUGGAGUCCAGUUUGGGAGACCCUCUGCAGUGGGGGCGAGUGCUGCUCUCCCUGGAGUAUGACUUCGGAAGCCAGGAGAUCAGAGUGGGCCUGAAGCAGGCAGCUGACCUGAGGGCCGAGGGCACUGUGGACCCCUAUGCUCGCGUCAGCGUGUCCAAGCAAGCCGGGCACAGGCACGAGACAAAGGUGCAUCGUGGCACACUCUGCCCCGUGUUCGAGGAGACCUUCUCCUUCCAUGUCCCACUGGCAGAGCUGCCCAGUGCCACCCUGCAGGUGCAAAUGCUGGACUUUAAGCGCUUCUCUGAGCACAAGCCACUGGGGGAGCUGUGCCUGCCACUGGGCACCUUGGAUCCUCAGCACGUCGUGGAGUGCUGGUACCAGCUGGGCCCACCGGGCACCAAUGAGGCUGAGCAGAUGGGAGAGUUGUGCCUUUCCCUGCGGUAUGUGCCCAGUUCGGGGUGCCUGACUGUGGUUGUGCUGGAAGCCCGAGGCCUGGGCCCAGAGCUGGCAGAGUCCUAUGUGAAGGUUCAGCUCAUGCUGAACCAGAAGAAGUGGAAGAAGAAGAAGACAUCCAGCAAGAAAGACACCACUGCCCCCUACUUCAAUGAGGCCUUCACCUUCCUGGUGCCCCUCAGCCAGGUCCAGAGUGUGGACCUGGUACUGGCCGUCUGGGCCCGUGGCCUGAAGCUCCGGGCUGAGCCUGUGGGCAAAGUGUUGUUCGGCCCCCGGGCUUCCGGCCAGCCCCUACAGCACUGGGCAGACAUGCUGGCCCAUGCCCGGCGGGCCAUUGCCCAGUGGCACCGCCUACAGCCUGCCAAGGAGGUGGACCGUAUCCUGGCUCUGCAGCCCCGCCUGCGCCUGCCAGUGCCUCACCCCUAAAAGCAUCUUGGUUCUCAGUUUCCCCAGACAGAGCCAUGGGCACUCCUCCAGACCACUUGUAGGACUGCAAUAAAAGCCUUCCCCUGCCACACGUGUCCUACUGGUCCUGUGGAGACACAUAGGCAGGGCAGGGAUCCACCCUCAACCCCAUGGCCCCACAAAGGUUAGGGGAGGAUCUUUCCCUUCCAAAUUUACCAGCCCUCAGCCUCUGACUGGGGCAAAACCUUGAUCUGACCCCUGGGUGGGACUGGGGGUCCUCUAAGAGCCAUUGGUCCCCUCUGGGCCCAAGUGGGAAGAGUCAGGAGGGGGAGUCCCUCCAAUGUGACAUGUAAAGGAUAGCAUAGAAGGAGGAGCUGGAGCUGGUCCUUUGGGGACACAGUAUGAUCUGGGGGCGUUGUAGGUAAGGAUGGUAAGUAGUGGGGGUCCUAGCACUUUUAGGGACCAGCAACACAAAGCCUCCCCCAUGUGAGCAGCAGGGGGCAGUAGACACCUUCAGAAGCUGCUCUGAGCCUUUGGGGGGCAGCCUUGGCUGGGGAUGUACCUCCUAAUCCCCGCACAUCUGGAUGGCUUUAGCGGCUCCAGUCUUCCUGCAUCUCAUGUCUCUUCUGAUCCCCACGGGCUGGGGAGUGGGCAGGGCUGGGGCCAAGCGCCCCACUGCUCAGAGAGGGUGCCAAGUCACGAGCCGGUGUCUCUGUAGGGUGGGGCCUGCAGGGGUGUGUGGGGGCUGAGGGCCUCGGCCGGGGUGAGCAGGUUAGUGUGGGGCCUGCCUAGGCAGUGAAGGGGCCCAAGCUCUCACAGGUCACAGAGAGGUUCCUAGGCUGGUAGCGCUGCCAUCCUGGGGUUGAUGGACAUGUUCCGAGUUGCCCAUACAAAGGUGCCGGAGGCCAGGGUGUUAUAGCAGGCUGGGAGAGGCUCAGCUGCUCAUCCGGGGGCCCCAUCCUGCUCAGGUUCAGGGUGGGAAGGCAGGGUCAUGCAGAGGGGAGAGCAGUCCCUGAGGUCCUGGUCACCAUGCAGGGCCCAGGAGGGCAGGCUUGGGGGUCCGCGCCCUCCUUGGGGUUGGCCUUGAGGGUGGGGUGGUGGUGGUGGUGGUGCAUGUAGCUGCUUUGCCUAAGGGUUAGCCCUGGGUGAGGUAGAUGCAGUCAAUCAUAGGGCCAGAGCAGGGAGCAGGCACCCCGCAAGAAGCACAGGGCUCAGGGAGAGGAGCUCUGGGGUGAGCCCAGGAGGGUGGACCUAGCAGGGGCGCGAUGUACAGCAGACUCCCACUGAAUGGCCUUCCCUGACCCUCAGCUGGGCAACCACCAAAGCCAUGCUUGAGCCACACAUGUUGUCCUCAGGCUCCUUGCAAGAAAAGGGAGACAUCUCGACCUCGUCAUUGAGCCCUAAAUAGAGCAGCCCAACCACGACACCCUCCCCCCAAAGAUUUCUUGGACAGGAUGGCAGCAAGAGGCCAGUGGCAAUUGCCUGGGCUGGGCCAGACCAGGCAGCCUGGGCAGGUGGGGAG